AUGGCUGUAACUCUUCAAACAAAGUACCCUAUAAGUCCCAUCACCAACAACAUCCCAAGAACUCACCGUCCGUCACUUCUCCGUCUACGCGUCACGUGCUCGGUUACUACCACCACCAAGUCUCAGCCUAACCGUGAGAAGCUUGUGGUUGUGAUCAAUCCUACUCUGUCCAAUGACCCAACUCUGCAAUCUACAUGGACCCACCGCUUAUGGGUUUCAGCAGGCUGCACCACCGUGUUUGCCUCUUUUGCCAAAUCUAUCAUUGGAGGGUUUGGUUCUCAUCUUUGGUUCGAGCCAGCUUUAGCCGGUUUUGCCGGAUACAUCUUAGCAGAUCUAGGCUCUGGUGUCUACCACUGGGCCGUCGAUAACUACGGUGAAGAGUCAAUGCCUCUAGUUGGAACCCAAAUCAAAGAUUCUCAAGAUCACCACAAGUGGCCUUGGACAAUCACUAGACGGCAAUUUGCAAACAAUCUACACUUUCUUGCUCGAGGCAUAACCUUGGCAGUUCUCCCACUAGACCUUGCGUUUAGUGACCAUGUAGUUCAUGGCUUUGUGAGCACGUUUGCAUUUUGCGUUUUGUUUUGCCCGCAGUUUCAUGCUUGGGCUCAUGGAACCAAGAGCAAGCUUCCACCUCUCGUGGUGGCCUUGCAGGACGUUGGGCUGCUCGUGUCACGGACACAGCACGUGAAUCAUCACCGAUUAAUGUAUAACACCAAUUACUGCGUAGUGAGUGGGGCGUGGAACAAGGUUUUGGAUGAAAGUAAGUUCUUUGAGGCAUUAGAGAUGAUGGUGUAUUUUAAGCUCGGGGUGAGACCGAGGUCAUGGAGCGACCCAAACUCCCAAUGGAUAGAAGAAACCAACAUCUCCAACAACAACCAAACAUAAAUCAAUAAUUGCAAAUUGAAA
Molecule: messenger RNA, 906 nt
Organism: Eutrema salsugineum
Lineage: Eukaryota; Viridiplantae; Streptophyta; Magnoliopsida; Brassicales; Brassicaceae
Product: fatty acid desaturase 4-like 2, chloroplastic
Exons: 1
Coding region: 1-885 (294 amino acids)
Source: RefSeq, a predicted model, not a curated record